AUGUGGAUAAACGGGCUGGGGCUGUUUGCUAUUGCAUUAGUAGCAGCCGUCGAAGCAUUCAGAGACACAUCACCUUUCUUCCUUUUCUCGACUCACAAUAUCCCCCUCACAUCCCGCCAGCUCCAAUCCGCCUCAUCCGUAUCCGCCGAUGUCUCCCGCACCCUAACCGCCUGUCCCUCAGAUAGCUAUAUCAUCAUCUCACAGCCAGGAGUGCACGCUAGCGAUUACAGCUCCGACAAAGUUGCGCCACAAUUACGGCAUCGGGUGUUGAAACAGGGUAAUGAAAUUCAUACUGUUUUUGCCGUUAGUGAGGUAGUGGGUAAUUUGGAUGUGGACGGGUUGCAGAAGAUUCUUGAGCGGGAGUGUGGUGUGGAGGUAUCGAAGGUUGACUCCUCGAAUGGCGUUCCACAAGAACGAUACACGAAGAAACCGCAGGUUAUCAGGGUUGACUUCCCCAGCCUUGCAGCCACGAACACAAAUCGCUCCGAAUACCUGGUGAAAAAUGAUGAAUUUCUAGCAGUCAUUAUCGACCGUCUUUCCUCGCGCGAUUACACCGUGCUCUACGUCACAACAGCCAGGGAGUUUGCGGCCAUGGAGAUAGAAAUAGAAGAGCCGGCCGUAUACGACCAGAUGGACGCGAAUAUCUAUCAAAAUCUGAUGCGGACGAAUAUGAAACGGGGCAACAUGCCUCAUUCGCAAUCACACCGUGAAGACGAUGACAAGUGGAAGGGAAACAAGGGACCUUUGUUUGAGAGAUAUCAGUUUUUUAGUCCAGGAAUAUUCAUGGGUCUCUUAGCUGCCUUGCUAUUUAUCAUAAUCUUGUAUGUUGGAUUGUCUGCUCUCUUAAGCUUGAAGGUAUCAUAUGCUGCGUUUGAGAGAGAUACUAGCUCCGUGGUAGCUAAAAAACAGCAAUAA
Molecule: messenger RNA, 915 nt
Organism: Paracoccidioides brasiliensis Pb18
Exons: 5
Coding region: 1-915 (304 amino acids)
Biological process (GO): (1->6)-beta-D-glucan biosynthetic process; fungal-type cell wall biogenesis
Cellular component (GO): endoplasmic reticulum membrane
Source: RefSeq, a predicted model, not a curated record